Messenger RNA from Drechmeria coniospora, 1047 nucleotides. RefSeq names its product peroxin 20. The transcript is spliced from 2 exons. Bases 1 to 1047 code for a protein of 348 amino acids. The record is from RefSeq and is a predicted model, not a curated record. NCBI's taxonomy places the organism in Eukaryota, Fungi, Ascomycota, Sordariomycetes, Hypocreales, Ophiocordycipitaceae.
AUGGCCAACGCCUCCUGCAGCGGUGGAACACCUUUCAAGCAACUCAUCGACCACCAGAGCCGCGACGUCAGCCAUCACCAAGACCGUCUCGUCGACCGCUCCGGCAUCAACGGCCAUGCAUCAUUUCGAUCUGCGCCUCGUCAUCCCGCCGAAGGACAGGCCUCCUUCGGUGCGUUCAUCGAUGGCCCUUCCCCAGUCGGCUCCCUUCCCGGCUUGCCUCACUCCCCCGCCAGUCGGUUAGCCACGCACGCCACGGCUCUGCAGCAGCCCUCGUUCAUGCAAGCGGCGCCGACGCACGCGCGUGUGGCCGCCGCGCCCGACAUGAGCAACUGGGCCGCCGACUUCACCCGCUUCACCGGCGGCACCCAGCAAACGCGGGCUCUCGCUCCGACCGCGGCCCCCCUCGCCGUGCCCAUGGCCCACCAAGCCAACUACCAGCCUCCUUUCGGACAAACGCUUGCGCCCAUGUACAACCACGCCGGCUUGGCCUACAUGGCCCCCCGUUCGGCGGCGCCCCUUCCGUCCGACUUUGAUCAAGACCUGGCCCGCUGGGCCUCGGUCAACCGUGCCGGCAGCAUGGCUCAAGUGGACGCUGCCAUGGAGCAGAUGGCCCGUGAGCUGGAGCUGAACGAGGCUGCCCUGCCGGAGGAAGUGGCCGCGGCCGUGGAACAGACCAGCGAGACGCGGCAGAACGACCACCUGACCGACCUCGAGACCCCCGAGCUGGGCAACCUCACCCUCAACGACCCGGCCACGCCUCGCCUCGAUCCGAUAGCUGCGCAAGUCGACGAGCAAGUACUUGACCACAUUCCCGCGGACGAGGUCGGGGUACCAAAGGGCAAGUCGGCCGUCUCCGAAGCCGCCGAGAGACUCCUCGAAUCCGUCCAGCACGAGGGUGGCGAAAAGUGGCAAAACUCCGUCUUCCUCUCUCUGAUGCGCGACUUCCGCGACGGCCGCAAGGAUAUCGUCGACAACGAGGUCCGCCAGAUGGAUGGCGACGUCGUUGGCACCGGCGUCGAACAGCAGCAACAGACCCCACCUCCGUGA